Messenger RNA from Fundulus heteroclitus (mummichog), 3892 nucleotides. It is a transcript of the gene vwa11, whose product is annotated as von Willebrand factor A domain containing 11. Lineage: Eukaryota; Metazoa; Chordata; Actinopteri; Cyprinodontiformes; Fundulidae. Bases 163 to 2940 code for a protein of 925 amino acids. The record is from RefSeq and is a predicted model, not a curated record. The transcript has 18 exons.
CUUAGAGCACAAAGAAGAGGAAAGAAGAGACAGAGAGGGAGAGUUUGUUCCUUUCACUUUUUUCACUGUUAGACUUUUGAAAAUUAGUUUGGGAUUAUUUUAGAAACUUGAAAAAAGUAUUUUAGAUCCUUUUUCUGUCUUGGACCAAACUGCAGCGUCAUCAUGUAUUCACUGCUGGGCGUUGCCUUGCUGACUUUGACUCUGUCAGCCCCCACCUUGGCCUUUGUCCCUAUUGGAGGAGGUUCAUCGAGUCAUAUCAGCAUUACUGGGACGGCCCUGCUGCAAAAAGUUACAGAGACGUGCCGGGCGGUGGCAGAGGAAGCCGGUUAUGAAUUCAAACCCACGGGAUCUUCUCCAGGGGAGUUGGUCCAGGCCUGUCUGGGUCCGACAGCACCAGGAGAUGUUUCUGGUGCCAAAUUUCAUUCAGCUCUUCAAGAGAUCUACACCCAGAACGGUCUUGUGGACCGUGACUUUGCAAACAGUGCUCCGCAUCACUUCAACUCUGAAGCUUUCUUAGAGGGCCGUGGACUAAUCACUGGGGGCGUGGUGGCCAUUAAGGCUAACAUUCGCAAGGAGAACUUCAAGGCAGCCAGGGAAACAUUGGGCAGAGUCCUGCACACAUUACAGGACUUCUACAGCCACAGCAACUGGGUGGAGUUGGGAUACACAGAGCCAUACAAUAACCUCAUAAGACCAGAUCAGCCUCUAGAAAACCUGGCAGAUUUGAAUACUCCCACCUGCAGAGACUGCAGCAGUGGAACGUGUCAAAAUCAGAUCCUCUCCAACAUCCUGAAUGAGAAGAAGCUCACCUCAGGCUACAUGGGAAUCUUUUCAUCUCAGAAGCCCAAAGGUAAAUGCAGCCAUGGAGGUACAUCUGAUCUCACCAGCACGGUAAUUCCUCGUGGAGGCAUCAACAAAGACGAGCGUCGCCAGGACAAUAAGGCCUUUCAUGAUGCUGCUGUUAAAGCAGCAAUAGCUGCCAGCCUCCAUCUCUUAGAUGACAUCUGUUUGGCAUCAGGCAACCGUGACUUUUUGAGAAUGAUGGGGAUUGCGCGCUCAUCUGUUGUGUGCUUUGUCAUUGACACCACCGGCAGCAUGUCGGAAGAUAUCGAAGAAGCUAGGGCAGUUGUUUAUAAAAUCAUUGACAGCAAAAAGGGAACACAGGAUGAACCAUCUGAGUACAUCCUUGUGCCCUUCAAUGACCCAGAAUUUGGACCUAUAAUCAGGACAAGUGAUGCUGAGAAAAUGAAAACAGAAAUCUCCAAGCUUAAAGCAAAAGGUGGUGGAGAUACGCCAGAGAUGUGCCUUUCAGGACUUCAGAUGGCUCUUACAGGAGCCCCUUCUUCAUCCAACAUCUAUGUUUUCACUGAUGCCACAGCCAAAGACAUUGCCCUAAAAGACACAAUUAUUGCUCUCAUUAGACGCACAAAGUCAACGGUCUCAUUCUUUAUGACAAGUUUUAGUAGUAGGAGGCGGCGGCGUUCUCUAGGAGCUGCCUCCUUCAGUGACUACAUGGACUUGGCUUUGGCAUCUGGAGGCCAAGCCAUCCAGGUGUCUAAGUCACAACUCCCUCAGGCUACAGAUAUCAUCCUUGACACCUCAACCUCUGCCCUGGUAACAGUUUUUCAGAGAGCUGUGACUGGUGGAGAACUAAAGACUUUCAUCUUUGUGUUGGAUGAAUCCCUGAAAAGCAUCACUAUCUACAUAACAGGAACAUCCCUAACUUUUACAUUGACUAAUCCUGCUGGGGUUACCCAAAGUAACAAUGAAGCCAGCGGUAAACUGGGAACCAUCCAGACAGUGGGUAACCUGUGGAGAUUCCGUCUGAACCCUGACAAGCAGUCGGGAGACUGGACGAUCAACAUCCAAUCCAAUCAGCCGUACACUGUCAAAGUCACAGGUCAGAGCAUACUUACCUUUAUCUAUGACUUUGUGGAGAAGUUUACUGGACCUCACUCAGGUUAUGCAACACUCACUGGACGCCCACAAGCAGGCCAGCCCACCACCGUAAUGCUAUCAGCAAUAGGGAGAAAAGGCCCGUCUUCCUUAACUGUCGAACAGGUUGGCUUGGUGACAGUGUCCGGUCCGAAGGCAGUAACCAACGGCACAAUAGCUGAUAUGGGCAACGGAGACCUCCUGGUCACGGUUGAUGCGGUUCCUGAGGGGGAGUUCGUGCUCCUUCUGAAAGGAACGGACAAAACGUCUGCCAGCGAAUUUCAGAGACAGUCCACCACCCAGAUGUCCGUCUCCAAAGUUAAUAUCCAGGCUGCAGUGGACAGCAGUGUUGAGCCAGGAGAAACUUUUAAACUUCCCUUCAGUGUGAUGACCCAGGGGGCGGCAGGUACAUAUGUCAUCAACGCCCAAAACGACAGAAACUUUCCAAUGACCUAUCCAAAAAGCCUCAGCUUGUCAACUGGACGGUACACUAACGCUACACUGACCAUCACACCCUCUGCCGCCACAGAGUCAGGCACCGACGUCACGCUGACUAUUGAAGCCAAGUCCUCAAGUGGCGCUGACUCCAAUUACGCUGUUCUGAGAUUGUCUGUUGUCACUAAGAUCACAGAUUUCAUCCCACCAAAGUGUGAGGUGACUAGCGUGUUGGCAGAUGAUUGUCCUAAAGAUGUCUCGCAGUGUGGACCUUUCAGGUGGGAGCUGUCGGCCAACCUCACUGAUGAAAACGGCACUGGGAUUGCGAGCAUAUCCUUGAAUCAAGGCAACGGGACCUUUAAACACACCCCUUUGAAUGCUUCCAUCGUCAAAGCGUUCUACAAUGCCUCCUGCUGUUCGCAGAUAGUCAAGAUUGUAGCUGUGGAUAAAGUUGGCAAUGUGGGCAAAUGCUACCACUCAAUCAUUCGCUCAGCUGGCUUUCCUGCUCCAACUCUGUCGUUGCCACUGUGGCUUUGCCUUUUGGUAUCAAUUUUUAUCGUAAGGCUUUAAAGAAAUAUACACAUAUGCUGAUAAUGAAUGUUAAAUAUUUCUAUAAAAUAUGCUUAUGCUUUGGGUGAAAAAAAUAGGCUGCUUUUGUUCUGUGCUUUUGACUAAAUAUAAUUUCAAGCAGUGUGUUAACUUUAAAACUUAAAUCAGAGGCACAACUUGAGUUCAGCAAAAGUUCAAAAGUUCCUUUUGAUGUUAAACUUACAUUCAUUGCACUCCAUGUUGCUCCUUGAAAAAGCAUGUUGCCUUCCUGGGAACAUCGCCAAGAAAAAUAACCUGCAGGUUGGAUGAAUUAGAUCAUUGCUAAAAAACAGACUCAACUGUAAUAUUGCAACUUGUUUUAAUACUUAAGAGUUAAGCACUAUAUGCAUAUCUGGACUGUUAUUGAAUAUUAGUACUGCAGUAAAUUAAUCACUGAUUAAAAAGUUAUGUCUCCCCCCAGGAGCCCUGCCUCAUGAAGGAAGCCUCUUUUAGGGCACCUGUGUCCUUUUAGAUGAGUGAACAAAUAAUUUCCCCUUAAGAAAAUGUUUGGUGUGGUUUUGAAAGUCUCAUACCAAAACUUAACAAAUAAGGUCUCUAGACAGAUUACAUGGUAUACACAAUGUAAACUACAGGACACAUGUAUUCAAAUCCACAUACACCCAGGGUUAAAGGGCAUCAACUAAUUGCUGCAUUACAAAACAAAUUCACUCUUUUUGUAUUUUUUGACUGCUUGUUCAUCAAUGGUAUAAUAUUAAAGAUAUGAAGCCUAAAUGCUGUUACUUCUGGUAAGAUUUAACAAUGUUAUCUCUUGAUAUUUUGGUUGCCCUUAAGUAUCUUUUCUAGCCUUUUCAGCAGGAAACCCUCAAUACAUGGAUUUCUACGGGAUGGUGUAAACAGUGAUUUUAGGUUAAAGGUGUUAAAGGUUGCAUGGUAACUUACACUUCAUGUGAUUAAAAAGGAUCAUGAGAAUAAC